AUGGAGUCUCGCCAGGGCUGCUGCCACAUUUUCACCAGGAUGCUGUGUCUAGGAGCUAAUGAAGACCAGGAACAACAGCAUGGUGGGAAUGCAGUUGUCCUGAAGGCUGGAGAGGAAGAAGGCAAGGAGCUUGUAGAGAGCGAGCUUGCUCAGGGUGAGCUUCAUCAGGGCGAACUUGCUCUGGGCGAACUUGCCCCAAGCAAGCCUGCUCAGGAAGCGCUUGCUCAGUCCGGUCUUACUCAGGAAGCCACAGGAGUGGUAGAGGUGGGAGAAAACGAAGAAGAAGAAAUGGAAGGAGGUCAUUCUGGCGAUGGUAGUUCUGGCCCCAUGGAAAAGGGGAUCCAGGCCGAAGGUGGCCAUGGCAGAAGUGUUCCACAGCAGCCUCAGCAAGAGGCGGCAAUGCCUGAGGGCACCAAGAAUCUCCAGGCUCGGGACAGGCAGCCUUUCCACAGACACACCAGUUUCACCCAGUCUCAGCUGCAGGACCUGGAGCGUCUUUUUGAAGAGACUCGCUUCCCCAGCUUUCAAGUAAGGAAGGAUCUUGCAAUAUCAAUGGGUGUGCCGGAAGCAGAUGUGCAGGAUUGGUUUAGGAACAGGAGAGCCAUUUUCAGGAGAAACAAUAGAAAGGUGGUGCUGAUUGAUGCACCACCUGCUCCCCAGAACAACGAUCCCUGAAGAUUUUGGAGCAGCUCAUGUGUGCCACCUCUGUCCAGAGCCAGAUGACCUGGAACCUGGCCAUGCCCCCAAUGUCUCGGCCACCCAUGCUGGCCAUGACAACAUUUUCUUCCCUGCAAUUAUCUCAGCAAU
Molecule: messenger RNA, 807 nt
Organism: Peromyscus eremicus (cactus mouse)
Lineage: Eukaryota; Metazoa; Chordata; Mammalia; Rodentia; Cricetidae
Product: rhox homeobox family member 2-like
Exons: 4
Coding region: 1-675 (224 amino acids)
Molecular function (GO): DNA binding
Source: RefSeq, a predicted model, not a curated record